AUUUUCUUCUCUCAUUUACAGAUCGAAUUGGAGAAUCUCAAUAGUGCAACAGAUGAAAUUAAUAAACUCGAAAUAGAAUUAGAGGAAGCAAAUUCCACGUUCCGCAUACUUUUAAAUGAAUCCACACGCCGCCUUAAAUUAUCAUCAAAAAAAUUAGGUAGUUGCAUUGAGAAAGCACGACCAUACCAUGAGGCUUUGGAAACAGCGCGAAAAGCACAAAUUGAGUGCCAAAAAGCAGCGGUGAAAUUUCAACGUGCCAAUGAAAUUCACACCGCCGCCAAGGAAACCGUAGCUUUAGCCGAACAACGCUUCAUGUCCAACUCACACGAAUGGCAAUUCGAUAAUGCCUGGCAGGAAAUGUUGAAUCAUGCCACACAAAAGGUCAUGGAUGCGGAGAAACAAAAAGCAGAAUGCCAUGCAGAACAUCAAAAGCUUACGCAAAUCUUCAAUGAUGCUGAGCUGAAGGUCCAACAGCUUGAGGAACGGUUCCGCCGGAGCAUAAAUAAAUCACGUCCCUACUUCGAAGAAAAACAAAUCUGCCAAGAUCAAUUACAUACUCAAAAGGAGCGCAUACAAGAACUACAACAGCAAGUGCAAACAGCUAAAAGCACUUACUCGACAGCGCUACGCAACCUGGAACGCAUCAGCGAUGACAUACAUCGCCAGCGUGGUGAUUAUCCACAAAUGGGCGCACCACCGCCGGGACCACGCGAGCCUGGUGUUGGUGCAGAACUGAAUUCGCCAACAACGACUACGCUGCCUUCUUUGCCCGAUUAUCAAUUGGAGCUGGAGAAAUGCGAUUACCCCUCGAUUGCCGGCAGCCAAAUGUCGCUGAGCGGCAAUUCACAUCGUUCCAGCGAUUUGGUGAGUGUCAGCACACAGCCCGCGUCCAUUGGUCACAGCCUUGCUGGUGACGAGUCCGAGAUGGAGGAAUGCGAUGCUGACUAUGCGGAUAGCACCGAAUUGAAUGGCGUUGUUGAUGAACGUGAUCUCGAAGAAUUACGCCAAAAGGUGAAAAUACUCGCAGUACGACCUAUUGAGGGUGGUGAUGGUGAGCAGCAGCGCAAUGAUAUGUGGGAAAAUGAGUUGACUGCCACUGUCAAUAAAUUAGAUCAAUUGAUGUUAAUGAAUGAAUGUGCGGCGCAAAAGCAACAGAAACAACUGAAAAUAAAACAACAACAACAUCAGCAGCAGCAACACAAACAACAACAUCUAGGGCAACGUGAAGUGCCUGGCGCUGGCGUACGUCCCGAUUCUUUGGGCGCCGAAGCACCACCACAAAUCUACGAUGUUGUACACGCUAAGCCGGCAGCGGCGGUGCUGGAGGAAGAGGAUGAUGAAGAUGAUGUUGAUGUAGUUGUGGUAACGGGUAAAGUGGGACCGCGCGUACAAAUCACACAUGCUAAAACCGUACAACAGCAACACACCGAAGAAGCCGGUGUUGCAAGUUAUCCAGCUACGCCCGAACAUGCUGUGCAGCCGAUAAAGAAGUUGCAACAGAAACUGGGUCCCUUGCCAGCGGUGAAUGUGUCCAUGCGUGAAUUGCCAUUGUUGGCGCGGAUCUCCAAUGAAAUACUCGAUCGUGCCACUAACAAUCAACGCGGGCGUCAGCUGCGUCGUCGAUCGCUUGACUAAAUGGGGCUGUGUGGAUGUGUGGUGGGUCGUCAGUUAUGUUAGCUGGCCAUAGGAGUAAUCAUAAGUGUGCAUUACGUAGUUAGCUAGUGGUUAAGUCAGGGGGACAGCUUAUAAGAUGAAUAACUUGAGUAUUGCUUGAAAGUAUAUACAAACAAACAUACAUACCUAAUAAAUAAAUACAGAUGCAUAUGGUUAUUUUUUAAGUACAAUACAUAAGCUACUAUAUUUGUGAGAAAUAUUUAUUUUUGUGCAAAAACAAUGUGAAAAAAUAAUAUAUAUAUUUAAAUAGAUGCACGCAUACACUGUUUAAAUUGUUUACCAUGUAAAAGUGAAAAUGUAUUUUUUGCAAAAUCAAAUGUAACAUUUAUUAAACAAAAAAAUUAAAAUUAUAAAAAAAAUAUCUAUGUAUAUGAUUCAUUGUAGUAUGCAUUCAAUAGUUCUUUAUGUAUGUAGGUAAAUUAUUAUAAAAUGUAAAAGUGCAAAUUCCCAAUUAAUGAAAUGAAAGAAAAUAGAAAUAAAAAAUAAAAAUAAAGAGACAUCGCUAUAUCAUUAGAAAACUACAAUACGACUACUACUACAACAACUUUCAAUUUUAAAUAGAA
Ceratitis capitata (Mediterranean fruit fly) is the source of this 2237-nucleotide messenger RNA. It is a transcript of the gene pcs, whose product is annotated as SH3 domain-binding protein 5 homolog. The transcript is spliced from 4 exons. Gene Ontology annotation, cellular component: cytoplasm. The annotation marks the transcript as partial. The record is from RefSeq and is a predicted model, not a curated record. Gene Ontology annotation, biological process: intracellular signal transduction; negative regulation of protein tyrosine kinase activity. NCBI's taxonomy places the organism in Eukaryota, Metazoa, Arthropoda, Insecta, Diptera, Tephritidae. Gene Ontology annotation, molecular function: protein kinase inhibitor activity.